AUGAGCUCUAGGCAACAUAGGCGUUCAUUAACAUAUCCAGGCGGUGGCCGCAAGGUAUUGAAGCCUGAUGCUUUUCAGGAAUUUGAGCUUGGAGAGAAGACUGUCCUCUCUCACAACACAGCCAUUUACCGUUUCAAGCUCCCCAAGGAGAACGACAUCCUCGGCCUCCCCAUCGGUCAGCACAUCUCUCUCGCCGCCAACAUCGAAGGCCAGCCCAAGGAAGUUGUCCGCUCGUACACCCCGACCUCCUCCGACAACGACAAGGGUUUCUUCGACCUCCUGAUCAAGUCGUACCCCACCGGUAACAUCUCGAGGUAUGUCGCAAACCUCAAGAUCGGCGACAAGAUGAAGGUCAAGGGCCCCAAGGGCGCCAUGGUCUACACACCCAACAUGGUCAGGCACUUCGGUAUGAUCGCUGGUGGAACCGGUAUCACACCCAUGCUGCAGGUUGUCAAGGCCAUCCACCGCGGUCGCGCCGCCGGCGACAAGACUGAGGUCGAUCUCAUCUUCGCAAACGUUAAUCCUGACGACAUCCUUCUCAAGGAUGACCUCGAUGCGCUCGCCGCCAGGGACCCCAAGUUCCGUGUACACUACGUCCUGAACAACCCGCCUGAGGGGUGGACCGGUGGUGUUGGCUUUGUCACUGCGGAUAUGAUCAAGGAGAAGCUCCCUGCGCCGGCCAACGACGUUAAGAUUCUCAUCUGCGGUCCCCCACCUAUGGUUGCUGCGAUGAAGAAGGCGACCGAAAGCCUGGGUUUCACCAAGGCCAGGCCUGUCAGCAAGCUCGAGGAUCAGGUCUUCUGCUUCUAG
Macroventuria anomochaeta is the source of this 810-nucleotide messenger RNA. Its product is annotated as ferredoxin reductase-like protein. Gene Ontology annotation, cellular component: endoplasmic reticulum. The record is from RefSeq and is a predicted model, not a curated record. Gene Ontology annotation, molecular function: oxidoreductase activity. The transcript is spliced from 2 exons. The coding region runs from base 1 to 810 and encodes 269 amino acids. Lineage: Eukaryota; Fungi; Ascomycota; Dothideomycetes; Pleosporales; Didymellaceae.